Leptopilina heterotoma is the source of this 2188-nucleotide messenger RNA. Its product is annotated as myrosinase 1-like. The record is from RefSeq and is a predicted model, not a curated record. Bases 372 to 1868 code for a protein of 498 amino acids. The transcript is spliced from 8 exons. Gene Ontology annotation, biological process: carbohydrate metabolic process. Lineage: Eukaryota; Metazoa; Arthropoda; Insecta; Hymenoptera; Figitidae. Gene Ontology annotation, molecular function: beta-glucosidase activity.
UCUUUGUAACAUGAAGAGAAAUAUAAUUUUCCAAGCAUUGAAUAAUAUUUAUUUUGAAUUUAAUUUAAACGGUUCUUGUGUCAUAUAUUUCUCUUGACCUUGUUUCUGAUGAAGAAUUUAUGACAUUGAUAAACAUUUUUUUUAUUUAUCCCCCUAAAUCGAGAUAAUUUAUAUCGUGAAUUUCUUUUUUUAAUUUUUUUUUUGGAUAUGAAUAUAAUCAUUUUAUACGUCAUAUUUUAAUUUUAAUCUAAAGUAAUGUACUUUUUUUCUUAUAAAUCUAUUUGGUGAUUAGGGCGACGUAUUAAAUAUUGAAUAACACAAAUUAUACAUUUCAUUGUCCAAGUUUAUCGAACAGUGAAUGUAAACUGGUAAUGAUGACAAUAAAUUUAGUAAUUGUUUUAGUGAUAACGUUCGCCGUCACUAUUUACGGAAACGAAAAUACAGAAUCAGAAUGGAAAUUUCCAAAAGAUUUUAUAAUUGGAGCUGCGACAGCCUCUUAUCAAAUUGAAGGAGCCUGGAACGAAAGUGGAAAAGGGGAGAGUGUUUGGGACCAUUUCACCCAUAACAAGCCCCAAUUUAUCGAGGAUGGAAGCAAUGGUGACGUGGCCUGUGACUCUUACCACAAGUACAAAGAAGAUGUGUCGAUACUUAAAGAUAUCGGCUUUGACUUCUAUCGCUUCUCAAUAAGCUGGACAAGAAUAUUUCCAAGCGGUUUUCCCAAUAAGAUCAGUGCCGAGGGAAUUAAAUACUAUCAUGAUUUAAUUGAUGAAUUAAAAGCAAAAGGUCUGGAACCGUUUGUUACAAUUUAUCACUGGGAUCAUCCGCAAGUGCUGGAAAAACUCGGUGGAUGGACCAAUGAAUUGAUGGUUGAUUGGUUCACAAGUUACGCUCGUGUUGUAAUUAAGGAAUUUGGUCCUAAAGUUAAAUUCUUUGCAACUUUAAAUGAACCGAUGGUCUUCUGUCCUGAAGGCUAUGGAGGACUCACUAAAGCUCCCGGAAUUAAUUUACAUCUCUAUGGGGAAUAUAUUUGCAUGCACAAUGUUUUGAAAGCUCACGCUAGAGUUUAUCAUAUGUACAAUGAUGAAUUUCGUUCUACUCAAAAUGGUAAAAUUGGAAUUGUCAAUCCCUGUCAGUAUUAUUUUUCGAAAGACGAAAAUGACACACAAACACGGGACAUUGCGUUUGAGUACACCUGCGGAUGGGUUUCACAUCCAAUAUUUUCCAAGGAAGGUGAUUAUCCUCAGGUGAUGAGGGACAGAAUUGAUGAGAAUAGUAAACUUCAAGGAUGGCCUACUUCGCGUUUGCCGAAAUUUACACCGGAUGAAAUUAAAUACAUCAGGGGUUCAUCAGACUUUUUUGGAUUGAAUCACUAUACGUCGUUUAUAGCAAUUCCACAGAUGAGGAAGAAGGGAUCUUUAUGGUUUAAUGAUGCAGGAUUUUACCGGACAUUCAAUCCAAAAUGGCCAGGAGCUGCGAGUUCAUGGCUAAAGGUUGUACCAGAAGGAUUCAGACAUAUGCUGAACAAAAUUAGAAAAGAGUAUCAGAAUCCAGUGGUGUAUGUUACGGAAAAUGGAUAUUCAGAUAAAGAUGGUCUUAAUGAUUAUGGCCGAAUGAAUUAUUAUUAUUCUUACAUAAAGCAAAUGUUAUUGGCUAUUAAGGAUGGUUGUAAAGUUAAGGGUUACGCAUUCUGGAGUCUUCUAGAUAAUUUUGAAUGGGAGAAAGGCUACACUGAACGUUUUGGAAUUAUUCAUGUGGACUUCAAUGACCGAGACAGAAAGAGAGAAUAUAAAAAUUCUGCAAAGUGGUUUAAAAAUGUUCUUCGUUCUCGAAAAUUGCUGCCUAUCAAUUCUACUGAUAAUUUCGUUUGAAUUAAUUAGUUGAUUAGUUGUUACUUUGUAAAUAAUUGUCAAUUGCUCAAGAAACUAAUUUUUAGUAAUCGUCAUUAAUUAUUUCCUUCUUGCACUUUCCCAAAAGAAUAAAUAAAUUGGAGAUGAUUAGCAAACGUAGAGCUAGUAUCUGCAAUUCUAAUUUUCUUUUAACCGAUCAAUCUUUUAAAAAAAAUGUUGCAUACAAAGUAUUUGCAGUAUCUUCAUCUUUUCUUUGGAGAUAAAUUUUAAAUAUAUUUUUGUAUUAAUCGUUUUUGUAUUCAUGCAAAUUAUUUGUUUUAAUAAACAUUCAAAACUGUAAA